UGCCACUUUUUUAGGCUCCUCACACCCGCUGGUGUGUUCCAUUUUUUCAUAGGGUGCUGGCAAAAUUACGGGUCCUCCCAUUUUCUGCUGCCAGGCCCUAAUCUGCCAUGGGCCCCCGAACCCCCCUCCACAUGGCGCUCUGCCAGGUCCAGAGUCUCUCAGGGUCCCUGUACGGCCUACCCCAUUGCUGCUGUCUCCAUCGCCACACUCUGCUGUGCCACUUCAGUUCUCCUCACACUGCUGGUGUGUUCCAUUUUGUCCAUAGGGUGCUGGCAGAAUACGGGCUUCCCAUUGCUGCUCUGCCAGGCCCGUAAUCUGCCAUGGGCCCCUGAACCGCUC
Molecule: messenger RNA, 339 nt
Organism: Staurois parvus
Lineage: Eukaryota; Metazoa; Chordata; Amphibia; Anura; Ranidae
Source: the annotation of a GenBank genome assembly